Messenger RNA from Lolium rigidum, 1118 nucleotides. RefSeq names its product GDP-L-galactose phosphorylase 1-like. Gene Ontology annotation, cellular component: cytoplasm. Gene Ontology annotation, molecular function: GDP-D-glucose phosphorylase activity. The record is from RefSeq and is a predicted model, not a curated record. Gene Ontology annotation, biological process: glucose metabolic process. NCBI's taxonomy places the organism in Eukaryota, Viridiplantae, Streptophyta, Magnoliopsida, Poales, Poaceae.
CUGGCGCAGUCGUCUGCAGCACCCAGAACGCAAACGUCUCUCUCCUUCGCCUGUUUUCCUCUUCUUCGCCGGACGGACGGGCGCACCCGAUCGAGCGAGCGCCUCCCCCUGAUUUUCCUGCAGAAAGACUGCAUUUUACGACAGAAGAACCUGUCAGGAGCUCCUAGAAAAAGAACCAAAGUUGAUCCUGCAGAGGUGGGUAGCUAGUCCGGCAGGGCUGGCUUCAGGAGAUCAGCCACGGCUCUAAGGAAAGGACCCCGCGUAACACCGAGAAGGGGAAGACAAUGUGUCCAUCGCUUUCCUAAGUUCCUUCUUGCAUCGCCUUCUUUCCACGGUGGCCGCGGUGCCCUCCCGUCUGCAGGGGGGCAUCCUUCCGAUCUGACCUACCUUGCUGGUGGUGGUGCUGCACAAGUCUGAAGUAGGCUUCUAGCAUUGUAGUUAGUUCAGUUAGUAGUGCAUAUAUUAAGCGUUGUAAGUAUGGUGUCAGCCACCAAGUUAGACGGUGACUAUUCUUUCCAUGGCAAGAACACUCCUCUGGAUCAGUUUGAAGGUGUGAAGAUACAUCUUUACCGUCUAGGUACAGAACAACGUGAACUUGAUGCUCUCAAAAGCUCCGCAUGUGCUGAUCAAGGCAGCCCAAGUUUACUUGAUACAAUCAUUCUGUCUCAGUGGGAGAAUAAUUCCCGUGAGGGCCAGUUGGCAUAUGAUGUUACUGCUUGCAAACUUAAGGUCAUUGAAGGUGAAAGGGAUUUUGUUAUUCAGAUGAAUGAUAAGUGGAAUUCAUUUUUGCUCAACGAAUAUGGCAAGUUCAGUCAUCCUUUUGGAUGCUCGAAGCUAAGUUCUACUAAAAGCUGCGGGGAAUUGCUUUUGUGCAUUGAGGAAGGAGAAAAGAAUGUACCGGAGGUUGUUCCUUUGACUACACCCCCAAACGGUGGAGUAAUGCUGAUUGCAAAUGCGUAUCCUGUUGAAUAUGGCCACGUCUUCUUGGUCCCAAAUCCAACUAAUAGAUUAUCUCCCUUUUGGGAUAAAAAGAUGUUUGGGCUGAUUAUGAAGAUUGCUGCUGAAGUAAACAGUGCAGCGUUCCGGGUUUUCUUCGAUGGUACAUCUAUUGUGCCAAA